AUGUCUAAUAUAGCUUCUGUGGAUAAUGCUGUCACGUCCGUCGUGAAUGAUACAGUUGCAACCGUUGGGGAUACUGUUGCUUCUGUGGAUAAUUCUGUCACAUCUGUCGUCAAUGAUACAGUUGCAGCUGCUGGCGAUACUGUUGCUUCUGUGGAUAAUGCUGUCACGUCUGUCGUCAAUGAUACAGUUGCAGCUGCUGGCGAUACCGUUUCUUCUGUGGAGAGUGCCGUCACAUCUGUGGUCAAUGACACCGUCGCAGCCGUCGAUAAUACUGUGUCCGCUGUUGAAAACACUGUUACGUCGGUGGUCAAUGACACUGUUGCUGCCGUCGAUAAUGCUGUGUCCACUGUUGGGAACACCGUUACGUCGGUCGCCAAUGACACUGUUGCAGCCGUGGACAACGUCGUUUCUUCCGUGGAAACCGCUGUCACUUCGGUGGUCAAUGAUACAGUUGCAGCCGUUGGCGAUACCGUUUCUUCUGUGGGAAGCGCUGUAACUUCCGUGGUCAAUGAUACUGUUGCAGCCGUUGACAAUACCGUUUCUGCUGUCGAGAACACUGUGACAUCGGUUGUCAACGACACUGUUGCGGCUGUUGGCGAUACCGUUUCAUCUGUGGGAAACGCUGUCACGUCUGUUGUGAAUGACACCGUCGCAACCGUUGGCGAUUCCGUUUCUGCUGUCGAGAACACUGUGACAUCGGUUGUCAAUGACACUGUUGCGGCUGUUGGCGAUACCGUUUCAUCUGUGGGAAACGCUGUCACGUCUGUUGUGAAUGACACCGUCGCAACCGUUGGCGAUACUGUUUCGACUGCCGUGAACUCGGUCGUGUCGGUGGUGAAUGAUACGGUUGCUGCUGUGGAGAACACAGUCACAGCUGUCGUCAAUGAUACUGUUGCGACGGUGGAUAAUACCGUAUCGACUGCCGUGAACUCGGUCGUGUCGGUGGUGAAUGAUACGGUUGCAAACGCUGUGGACACUGUUUCGUCCGUUGUUAAUGACACCAUCGCGACUGUUGUUGACACCGUUGUCGCUGUUGCAAAUGAAACAGUCGCAACUGCCGUGGAUGCUGUAACUUCGGUUGCGAAUGACACAGUAGCAACUGCCGUGGAUGCCGUAACUUCGAUUGUGAAUGACACAGUAGCUGCAGUUGCCAACACCGUCAACUCAGCAGUUAACGACACUAUUGAUUUUGAAGUGUUUUCCAACUUUUUGCUGUUCGUAGCUGCUGUCGGUAACACGGUUACAUCGGUGGUGAAUGACACUGUGUCAGCGGUAUCUGAUGGAAUUGCCACUGUGAGUACGAUUGUGAACACCGUGGUCAACGAAACCAUUGCUGUGGUGAAUGAAACUGCUGGAGCGGUCUCUGCUGCAGUUAAUGAAACUGCAAGCGCUGUGAACAACGUCACUGCGACGAUAGACAAUACAGUUUGCAAGUCGUCUGUUACAAAUGCAGUGAACUCAUCAGUGACGGCUAUAGUAGAUGUCGCCACGUCUGCUGUAGCAAAUGCGUCCACUACGAUCGCCAAUGGUGUUAACACUGUGACCGCAGUAGUGAAUGAAACCACAGCUACAGUGGUGACGUUAUCCGAUUCGCUCGUGUCCCUCGACCCUGAGCUUUUCGAAAGCCUGAUGAACUCUAGCGACUCAGCCAAACUUUUAACUGCGCUGUCAAACUCGGUGACGGACAGCAUUUUGAAAAAGAAUGUUCAUUUUUGUGCAAAAGCAAAUGCUGUGGAUGCUGUAACCUCAAUUGCGAAUGAUAAAGUCGCUGCAGUUGCCAACACCGUCAACUCAGCAGUUAACGACACUAUUGAUUUUGAAGUGUUUUCCAACUUUUUGCUGUUCGUAGCUGCUGUCGGUAACACGGUUACAUCGGUGGUGAAUGACACUGUGUCAGCGGUAUCUGAUGGAAUUGCCACUGUGAGUACGAUUGUGAACACCGUGGUCAACGAAACCAUUGCUGUGGUGAAUGAGACUGCUGGAGCGGUCUCUGCUGCAGUUAAUGAAACUGCAAGCUCUGUGAACAACGUCACUGCGACGAUAGACAAUACAGUUUGCAAGUCGUCUGUUACAAAUGCAGUGAACUCGUCAGUGACGGCUAUAGUAGAUGUCGCCACGUCUGCUGUAGCAAAUGCGUCCACUACGAUCGCCAAUGGUGUUAACACUGUGACCGCAGUAGUGAAUGAAACCACCGCUACAGUGGUGACGUUAUCCGAUUCGCUCGUGUCCCUCGACCCUGAGCUUUUCGAAAGCCUGAUGAACUCUAGCGACUCAGCCAAACUUUUAACUGCGCUGUCAAACUCGGUGACGGACAGGUUGUCUUCCAUAACCGACGUGUCGGCAUUGAAGGGCAUUCUUGAAAAUCCUGGAGGGCUGGAACUGCUGAAGAACCUGGGAGUUUCUGUGUUCACCGACGGAAUUCUCGAGCUCAUCAAUGGGACCUUGGACGAUUCUAUCGUGCUCGAGGGUUUGCUGGGUUUUUUCCUGCGGGCGAAGGCUGAGGACAUUUUCACGUGUCCCGACGACGGAUCCUACAUUCUCAAUCUUGGACCCUUGGUUGAUUUUUCCACUGUGCAGUGCGGUAAUGCUGAAGUACCGUGCGUUGACUACAUUUUAAAUGCCAAUGCGAGUGUCACUACCAGGAAAUGUGUCAAAGCCACGCAAAUCUGCGAUGGGUACAGAGAUUGUUCCGAUGGCUCUGACGAGGGUCUCCUUUGUCACAAUUCAUUCCAAGUAUGCCCGAAAAUAAACGACACGGUGAAGACACCCGGCAUGGAAGGUCACUUCGUGUGCAAAAUGUCCGGGAAUUGCAUCGAUCGGUUGAAGGAGUGCGAUUGUUACGCUGAUUGCAGUGACGAAUCGGACCUUGAAUCAUUGUGCAAUGAUACGAUUCACGCCGCACUCCCUCCUGGUGCCCGAACCGACAACUGCACUGAUGAAGAAUCCACUAAUGCUCGUUUCUACGGAGUUGAUCCUCUGGACAUCGAAGAGAUAAUCAAACGUUCCCAAACCGGCGACUUGAGUGACGUGCAAUUGGUUGUCACGCCAUCUGCCGAUAAUAUUGAGAGAUACGGAACUAGAGCAGAAGAUUUUAUCCUUUCCUGCAGCAUCGACGGGAAUAUUUGCAGUUACAAGGAUUUCUUCAAAUGGCAGAGUCACGAGUACGGCAAUUGCUUCACGUACAACAGCCCGUACUUGAGGUACCAGGAUAAUGACACAACCUCAUUUGAUGACGUUUAUACCACGUCACACUACGGCGCUACGAAUGGACUCAAGCUGAUCUUGAACGUGGAGUCGGAAGAAUAUUUGUCAUCAUUCACGCCGGACGUGGGCGUAAGAGUCGUCGUGCAUUCCAACAACCAAAUCCCAUUCCCCGAAGAUUCCGGCAUUGACAUUGCACCUGGAUACACAACUGCCAUAGGCGUAAAGAAGAAAGUCAUCAACCGAGCCAGCUAUCCGUACGGAGUCUGUCACGGAUCCGAAUGGGAUUACAACGGAGACUACUCGAAAAUCGCGUGUGACAAAGCGUGCAUUGAGUUUCAAGUUCGCACUGUGUGCAAGUGUUCUUCAUUGCUGAGUCCGUUGUUUGAUGAUCACAACGUAACCGGAGAAUCUCGUCUCAUCCCGAGAUAUAAAUGCUACAACAAAAUCUGGGAGAGUUACAAAACUGGCGAGCUCGAAUGCCCCUGUGAUCCGUCGUGCUCAGAUGAGGAAUACUUAUCGACCGUUUCUCAGAGUGAGCAAAAUAAGCGGUUCAGUUACAUGUUGGCGCGGAUCAAGCGUUACUACGUGGCCCCCGAAUUCUGUCAAAGUGACCCGAACAAAAUGAGCACUGUGAGAUUGAAGAUCUACGUCGCCUCGACAGCAGUGGAAACGAUCGAGGAAUCUCCGAUGUAUACGUGGGAAAAUUUGAUUGCGAACAUCGGUGGUAUCUGGGGAUUCUACCUCGGAUUUUCCGCCGUCACCGUGUUGGAAACAUUCGAGUUCUUCGGCUACUUAUUCCCGUUUUUCUGCAAGAAAUGCAAGCAAUCCCGGAAGAAUAAUAAGGCAGCCAGAAAAUCUUCCGACUGUGAAAGUGACGACAAAAAUGUUGCGCCUUCGAACGGAGUUCAGAAACCUCAGAAUAAGGGGCUUUUGUAUCCAUUGCCACCUGCUCUCGCCUCGACAGGAGUCUUUGGAAUGGACUUGAAACCCGUCGUUUACAAUCCUCCACCGAAUGCUUCGAACUUGAAUGUGCAAUCUGCUGCCGAAUCAGUCGAUAAUGUCAAUGAAACCAGAGAAAAGCCACCCAUGAAGCGAGUCGCCAGCCCUGCUUGGACCGACCCUUUUGAUUUCUAAAUGAAUAUAAGCACUGAAAGAAAAGCGUUGUCCCAAGAGAAUUUUCUUUUCUCUUUGGUUUCUUUUUUUGGUACACACACAUAUAUACAGUAUAUGUGUGUGUAUAAAAACAAUCAGCUGACAUUUUUGUGUGAAUUCUGUGCUGCAUUAUAUUGACUGAAUUCCAAAGUCCGAAUUGAACGUACCCCGAUUUCGAUUUUAGUAGCUCAGCAAACGUAUGCGCGUAAUUAUUACUUUUUGAGUGAAAUUAAUUUCAUACCGUGGCAAAAAAUUGUCCGACUUUUACUGUAUCAAGUAUUUUUUUUUUCAUGGCGUGCACGUGUAACUCUUGGUGUUCUGCUGAUGCUGAUGAUGCUUUGUUAAACAAUAAUGUCACACAGCACUUUCGUGUAGGUUCUUGCUGUUCGACGAAUAUCUUAUUCUCUCGGGUGUUGGAUGUUUUUAAUUUCUCGAAUUUGAAUUUCUUUUUGAUCAUUUUCCUUGAUUCAAGGAAAAUGCAUUUUCAUUGAUGCCUUAAAAAAGAAUGGACUCUGUAAUGUGGCGAUUGUCACCUUCACUUCAAGUUCAGCAUCCUGUCAACUCAUUUAUUCAGCAUUAAAUAUCAUAAAUAUCUUCUACUUUUUUAUUUUCCUCCAGCAAAAAUGCUGGUAUCACACAAAAAAGUUGUGGGUCCUUCCCGCAGAAUUUGAAUUAAAGAUGCAUGACUGUACUGUAUUCAUCAUUUGAUUCAAUAAAUCUGCAGUAAUUAUUGGAGCAUUUAGACCAGUGUUCCCCAACUCAUAUGGUCUGUAGUAGUUUUUUUGGUCCGCAGGAAAUUUUCUUCAGCAUAAUAAAUUUAUUAAAAAUUGCAAGGAAGUCUAUUACCUUUAUCUGAAAUUUUGGAGAGACAAU
Messenger RNA from Notodromas monacha, 5229 nucleotides. The record is from the annotation of a GenBank genome assembly. Lineage: Eukaryota; Metazoa; Arthropoda; Ostracoda; Podocopida; Cyprididae.